AAUUGCGUUUCGCUAAGCAUGGGGUCCAGUGUAGCUCACCGCGGCAGUUGACAGGUUGUCCGUGAACAGCAGCAGCCAGCAGCCAAGUCAGAAGUCAGACCUUCACACACGAACAACAUGUCGGGGUCCGGAUCCUAUAAGGUAGAGACGGUGAUCAAGCAUGCCUGCACCACCAUAGGCGAGGGCCCUCACUGGGACGACGCUUCGCAGAGUCUCUACUACGUGGACAUCACCAACGGAGACGUGCACCGUUGGGACUCCAACACCGGCGUUGACAGUAAGAUCAAUAUGGGUCCGUUCGCUACUGUGGUAGUCCCGAGGAAGAAGGGAGGCUUGGUGGUGGGACUUGGCCGGAAGUUGGUAUCGGUGGACUGGGACACACAGGCUAUGGAGACGUUGGUGGAGGUGGACCAGGGCACAAGCAACAGGUUCAACGACGGGAAGUGUGACCCGAAAGGAAGACUGUUUGCUGGUGAGCAUGCGCAUGAGAUUGCACCAGCCCAGCCGGAGAUGGAGAUGGGGACGUUGUAUUCUCUCGACACCAACGGAGAUCUCAAAACACACGCCAGCAAAAUCAACAUCUCCAAUGGCCUGGCCUGGAGCGCUGACGGCCGCAUCUUGUACUAUGUCGACUCCAUCCCCGGCAACAUCUUCGCCUUCGACUAUGACGUCAAUACUGGAAACACGUCCAAUCAGAGGACAGUUGUUGACUGUGGUCCUGAGCGACGAUUUACAUACGGGUUCCCCGACGGCAUGACGAUCGACACUGAGAGGAAACUCUGGCUAGCUUGUUACAGUGUGGGCAAAGUGGUCCGAUUCGACCCAGAGACAGGCAAGGAGCUGUUGACGAUCGGGUUCCCAGGCGCUACUCGGACAACGUCUUGUUGCUGGGGAGGCAAGAACCUGGACGAGCUGUACGUUACUUGUGGGAAGGAGGGAGUCACAGACGAACAGUUCCUGACCUGCGACAACCUGGCUGGGUCAGUGUUCAGGGUGACUGGACUCGGCUUCAAGGGAACGCCAGCCAAUGUGUACGAGGGAUGAGGACAGUUAUACAACAAACUGUUAUACACGACUUCACCAGGGUUAUAGUUGCGCCUGUGUUGGAGUCCGCUUUGGAAACUACUUAUGUAUGAAAGUAUGUGUAUAUACAGGAGGGAGUUGGGACAGGGUUAGUCGUUGUGCGUCAUGGUGAGUUGAGGUGUUUGUCGUAACGUUUUAUUUAAGUGUAUUUCCUACACACAGGAACAGCCUUGUGAAGACGGUGCCUUGGUCUUAACAUUCAACAAUCUGUGCUCAUAUUUUACAUGUGUCUUAUCACCCAAGUGAUGGACAGGGAUGUUGUUUUGACAUUAUGCUUUGUAGAAAAAACAUAAAGGACGUUGCAAGAGUC
This is a messenger RNA of Haliotis rubra (blacklip abalone), 1393 nucleotides long. RefSeq names its product regucalcin-like. The record is from RefSeq and is a predicted model, not a curated record. The coding region runs from base 118 to 1044 and encodes 308 amino acids. Gene Ontology annotation, molecular function: enzyme regulator activity; calcium ion binding; gluconolactonase activity. Gene Ontology annotation, biological process: L-ascorbic acid biosynthetic process. The transcript is spliced from 7 exons. Lineage: Eukaryota; Metazoa; Mollusca; Gastropoda; Lepetellida; Haliotidae.